This is a messenger RNA of Malassezia pachydermatis, 894 nucleotides long. RefSeq names its product proliferating cell nuclear antigen. Gene Ontology annotation, cellular component: PCNA complex. Gene Ontology annotation, biological process: translesion synthesis; regulation of DNA replication; mismatch repair. The transcript has 4 exons. Bases 1 to 894 code for a protein of 297 amino acids. The record is from RefSeq and is a predicted model, not a curated record. Lineage: Eukaryota; Fungi; Basidiomycota; Malasseziomycetes; Malasseziales; Malasseziaceae. Gene Ontology annotation, molecular function: DNA polymerase processivity factor activity; DNA binding.
AUGCUGGAAGCCAAGAUCGAGCAGGCUGUCGUGUUUAAGCGUGUCCUUGAUGCUAUCAAAGACCUUGUCGAACAUGCAAACUUUGACUGCAACGAAGAAGGCAUUCGUCUUCAGGCUAUGGACAGCUCUCACGUUGCUCUCUCGGCGGUAGAGCUUCGUGCUGAUGGUUUUGAGGAGUACCGUUGCGAUCGUCCGAUGAGCAUUGGCAUGGCUAUCACAAGCCUUACCAAGGUGUUGCGAAGUGCCAACAACAAUGAUAUUCUGAAUAUGCGCAAGGCGGACAAUGCUGACAGCCUCCAUCUUGUGUUUGAAGGCACAAGCUCUGACCGUAUCGGCGAGUUCGAUCUCAAGCUCAUGGACAUUGACACGGAACACCUCGGUAUCCCAGACACGGAGUAUGAUGCUGUGGUGAAGCUCUCGUCGAACGAGUUUGCUCGCAUUUGUCGUGACCUCUCGAACAUUGGUGAGAGUGUCAAGAUCACCAUUACCAAGGAAGGUGUGACGUUCUCGACGGAGGGUGAGAUCGGUGAGGCUCGGAUGACCUUGAAGCAGGGCUCUGGCUCCGCUGCUCGCUUGGAUGACGAUGACGAUGAAGCAGACCCUCUUGAUGACGAGGACAGUGACCGUUUCAGUAAGAAGCGCAAGACAGGCGCUGGCUCUAGCAGCGCUGCCGGUGCGGGGGCCGUUGUUCCCGUGGAGAUCCAACUGGAAAAGGCCGUGGCUCUCACCUUCAGUGUGCAAUACUUGGUCAACUUUACCAAGGCGGCCCCCUUGGCUUCGGCUGUUACACUCCAUAUGGCAGACAAGGUGCCUUUGCUGGUGGAGUUCGCCUUUGAAAAUGGACACGUUCGCUACUACUUGGCUCCCAAGCUGGCGGAGACCGACGACGAUUAA